Messenger RNA from Schistocerca nitens (vagrant locust), 1359 nucleotides. Its product is annotated as dynein axonemal assembly factor 1-like. The transcript has a single exon. Gene Ontology annotation, molecular function: protein binding. The record is from RefSeq and is a predicted model, not a curated record. Lineage: Eukaryota; Metazoa; Arthropoda; Insecta; Orthoptera; Acrididae. Bases 1 to 1359 code for a protein of 452 amino acids.
AUGACGGACGCAGCUGCAGCAACAAAUAUUGAUGCACACGGAGGCGAAGGAGACAAGUUCGGCAAAAUCACGAAAAAAUUUCUUCGUGAUUUAUGCAAGAAGCUCGAUUUAUAUUCAUCGCCGUACCUCAACGACGUGUUGUAUCUACAUUAUAAAGGGUUCAGCAAAAUUGAAAAUCUCGAAGAAUACACGGGUUUAAAGUGUUUGUGGUUAGAGUGCAACGGCAUACGUAAAAUAGAAAACCUGGAUAACCAGAAAGAACUCAGAUGUUUGUAUUUGCAUCAUAAUUUGAUUAAGAAGAUUGAAAAUUUGGAUGUUUUAUUUCAUUUAGAUACAUUAGUGUUGAGUCAUAAUUGUAUAUCAAAACUAGAGAAUUUAGAACACUUAACGUCUCUCAAUACUCUGAAUGUAAGCCACAACAAAUUGCAGACGAGUGAAGAUAUUGAAAUUUUAAGGAUGUGUAAGAAACUCUCCGUCCUGGAUAUUUCUUUUAAUCAAAUUGAUGAUAAGGAAGCUAUGAAUGUUUUUUAUGAAAUGGAAAAUUUGCGAGUAUUGACUUUGACCGGAAAUCCUGUGGUGAAGAUGAUAUCACCAUAUAGAAAGAUUGUAACUGUGAGCUGUAAAAAUUUGCAGUAUUUGGAUGACCGACCAAUUUUUGAAAAAGACCGGUUAUGCGCAGAAGCAUGGCAUAAACAAGGACCUGAAGCGGAAAGACGAGUUAGAGAGAAAUAUGAAGCAGAAGAAUACGAGAAAUUACGCCAGAGUACUUUGGGCUUAACCAGGCUGAGGGAAAGUCAGCUUCAGAAUUAUUCAGACGUAAAGGACGAAAUGAUAUCAGAUGGAUUCUUUGCGGGACAGUCGGAAGCCGUCAGUUGCGCCUCUGAAGACAACAAUAUGAAUUGUGUUGGUGACAGUGAUAGCCCAGACUCUGAGGCGGAAUUACAUGAUGCUAAAGACAAUACAGUUUUAAAUCAAGGCAUAUAUGACCAAGAAGAAAAAAGUUCACAGGCAAACACUCAUGAGGCAUCAGCGUUGAGCAAGGAAAUAAUCGAAACAAAAUGUACACAUCGUAGCGAAAAGGAAAUAAUAAAUACGGAAAGGCCUGAAAGUCCAGCAGUGCAUGUACCUCACCGUGAAAUGUUAGAAGUGGCAAAUGAGUGUUCUGUAAGUAUCACUAACGAGACUCUUACUUGUAAUGGUGAAGAUUUCGAGAUUAGAUCUUCGAGUGACACACUAAAAGUAUCAGAUGACGAUGAAUGUUAUAUGUCAGUGCGCGCCAACCGUCCGCUCAUUGUGGAGUUAACUGAAAGCAAGGGAGGAUCACAACCAGCCAGCGGCACUGUCGGAUACUUUAAUUAA